Molecule: messenger RNA, 981 nt
Organism: Meloidogyne enterolobii
Lineage: Eukaryota; Metazoa; Nematoda; Chromadorea; Rhabditida; Meloidogynidae
Source: the annotation of a GenBank genome assembly
AUGGAUACAAUUGAAGAAAGGGAAAUUGCAACUUGUCAUUGGUGUGAUAUGUUUGAUUUUGUUCGUUACAAUGAAUAUGCUAUGGCUAGAUUUUCUAGACAAAAAUGGUAUCCUUGUCAAAUUAUAAAAAAUGAUGAAUUUCCAAUUAAAAGUCCUCAACUUGGCGCUGUUGGCUAUCUUUGUGUUAAAUGGCUUCCAUACAGAGGCAAAAUUUAUUAUAAUAUACUUUCGCAUAAUCGAGUGAUUACAAUGACUCACAGUGAUUAUUUUUAUAUUACUGAAGCUAGUAAAUCUGAUAUUUUUGCAGAGUGGACAUCAGCACAAGAAUUUAUGCUUAAAAAUAGUUUAACUCAACGGCCAUUAAAAACUGAUCAAAUCCCAGAUAAAUUAUUUAGUAAUGGUGAGAAAAUUGUCAAACAAUUGAAUCAAAACAAAUACUCUAAAUCUGAAUUAAAAAUGCCGCGGGAUCGUCUAUUUGGUAGGGACAAUUGUAAAUGUCCUAGCGAUGCAACAGACAGAUGUGGGCCUUCUUCGAAAUGCAUAAAUCGAGCAUUGAACAUGGAAUGUCCAAAGGAUUGUAAUGAACUACCAAACAAACCAUGCAACAACAGACGCAUUAGUGAAGGAAAAAAUUGUAUUCAAGUAAAAAUUGAAUAUUUUCAUGGAAAAGGAUAUGGAGCAAUUUCAAUGGAGGAUAUACCAGCGGGAGGAUUUGUGGGUGAAUAUACUGGAGAAGUUAUUGAUGAAGAAGAAAAACGUCGUCGAAUAGAUAGAAUUGCUUCCUUACAAUCAAAUGAAGCCCAAUAUUAUAUUAUGGAAUUGGAUGAUAAAAGGGCUAUUGAUGCCCAAUAUUAUGGAAAUGAUAUGCGUUAUGUAAAUCACUCUUGUAAUCCAAAUUGUAUUAUCCAACAAUUUCAAAGUGAUUUUGAUCUCCAUUUGGUUUUAAUUGCAAAGAGAAAUAUAUCUAAAGGUUGCUUUUAA